AUGGACCCUCUCAGCGUCACCGCAAACGUGAUUACGGUAUUGCAGGUCGCCAACUCCAUUAUAACAAUAUGCUACGAAGUCCGUUCAGCGCUCAAGCAGAGUCCUUGGUCCCUCACCAGAACCAUCGACGAGAUAAGAGACCUCCGAAAUGUGUUGGAGAGCUUAGAACAGGUCUGCCGCGCGCUCGACACAUCAAAAGAGUCCGACACAGCACGUUUCCGCACAUUCCGACUACUAUGCGAGUCCGAGACCAGCCCGUUAAGCCGCUGCCUCCAGGAGCUAUCGGAUCUAGAGAAGAAGAUCAACUCCGGCAAGCAGACUCCUGGAAGGUCAACUCUGUUGGCGAAAGCGCGAGUGUUCACCCAGGUUAUGGGUUGGCAGCUGAAAGAAGGUGACGCGAAAGUAUGUCUGGAAAGAAUAGAGCGGAAGAUGACCAUCUCUCUAAACGAGACCACGGCCCAUGUGCAUGGCAAUGUUUCCAAGCUCCUCACUAGGAUAGAGAGCGCAGAACUAGAUGAUCGACCCGAGCUCUUACACAUUGGCUUGCUCCAGUGA
Messenger RNA from Alternaria hordeiaustralica, 555 nucleotides. RefSeq lists its product as uncharacterized. The coding region runs from base 1 to 555 and encodes 184 amino acids. NCBI's taxonomy places the organism in Eukaryota, Fungi, Ascomycota, Dothideomycetes, Pleosporales, Pleosporaceae. The record is from RefSeq and is a predicted model, not a curated record. The transcript is spliced from 3 exons.